Molecule: messenger RNA, 2092 nt
Organism: Rosa chinensis
Lineage: Eukaryota; Viridiplantae; Streptophyta; Magnoliopsida; Rosales; Rosaceae
Product: F-box protein CPR1
Exons: 2
Coding region: 52-1242 (396 amino acids)
Molecular function (GO): protein binding
Source: RefSeq, a predicted model, not a curated record
UCUCACUCUCUUGGGGUCAAUGCUUUUUAGCUCUCAUCGCUUGUUCGUGCAAUGGCGGAAACAGAAGAGCUACCGGAAGAGAUUAUAGUGAAUAUCCUUACUUGGUUGCCCCUCAAGUCCUUAAUCCGAUUCACCUCCGUUUCCAAACGCCUGCAUUCCAUUAUAUUGUCCGAUCCCAAAUUCGCCCAAUCCCAACUCAAAGCAGCUCGUCAGCAGAAAACCCUCAGCCGCAGACUUCUCGUCUCCACCGACUACUUUCCCUACAACUGUGGACCUCAAUUCGAAUCCCUACGCUUAGAUCAUACGUCGUCGUUUGGAGACCCUUCCUCCGUUACAAAGCUCAGUCUCCCUUUCCCACCACCACGGUUCUGUCAUAUCAAGCUACUGGGUUCCUGCAAUGGUCUGGUAUUUCUUGUAAUUUUUUCUUUUGGUGAGAAACUGUUUUACAUCUGGAACCCAGCCAUUGGAUUGUUCAAGCAAUUACCUGACCCAGGUUUUCCAUGUACUGGAAGUUUGCCACCAGUGACCGCAAGUUUUUAUGGUGUGGGCUACUUGUCGGCCACUGAUGACUACAAAGUUUUGGCAGCCUGCAGGGAUGGCUUUCAUGAAACGGAGAAAGAGGUCCGGAUAUUCUCAGUGAGAACUCAUCUUUGGGAGAGCAUUGAAUCCCUCAGCGAUGUUAGACUCGGUAGUCGAGGGACUCUUUCGAAUAAUGCACUUCAUUGGCUAAAUCACCAGAACGAGCAUGAAAUGGUCUCUUUUGACUUGGCUGUGCAGGAGUUCCGGAGAAUGGCACUGCCUACUUUCGACCAUGAUGGUGAGAGUUUGAGCCGUCUUGGGGUUUAUGGAGGGUGCCUGUGUGUGUCGCGUAUUCCGGAGGGUGCUUGUGACUCUAUUGAUCUCUGGGUCAUGAAAGAAUAUGACGUGUGUGACUCGUGGUCUAUGCUCUUUAGCUUAAAGCUCUCCCACCCGCUUGAGUUGCACUGUUUUCACUCAUAUAUUGCAGAGUUCUUGAUUGUGGAGAGUAGUACAGUUGCCGCGAGUGUAUCUGGCCCCGGGAUCACGUUGAUAAAUAUUGAUCAUAAUGGAGACGAUAAGCUUGGCCAGUAUAUGGUUGAAGGUCAUGUGAUUUCUAUGAUUGAAUAUGAAGAGAGUCUACUUUGGAUUGGUGGUUAUCAUCCAGUUGAAGAGAAAGAGCAGGUCCAGAUACUCGAAAUCCAUCAGAAGGCCUCACAAAGCUGAAGUCUUUGUAUUCAAACGAUAGACGGAUGAUUUUGCAACUGUCAGUUCAUAUGAGCGACUAAAACUGCAGGUUGUUUACUCCUCACUAUGGCUUUGCUUUCAUGCAUCUGAAAAUUAUAUUUUUGUUUGCUUUUCAGUCACAUCCUGUUCUUGAUCAAUGAAACUUUUCAAUUCCUUUGAAACUGAAACACCAUUGUAACCCAGUUGAGCGUGUUGUACCUUUUUCUUAUGACAUGCUUGACUGGUUUUGUGUGGCCAGGGUAUUCUUCAGAAAUUUUUCGAAUUACUCUGUUUUAUAGGGUGCAACAGUCAGUCUUCUGUUUAUGAGGCCUUGGUUUUAUGAGAGGUUGCUAGAGACUAAAGAGCUGGCUUCUUAAUAGAUGUAUUUACAAUAGUUAGUGGCAACUCUGAAGGCAUUAAAGACGUAGACUUCACGAGCUGUUUGAUGCUAUAUCAAAUAUAGAUAGAAACUAAAUGAUUAAUUGGUGAAUAGUCGCUCUGUUGGGCAUCCAAGUGCUGGUUUUUAACUUCUUUUUCAUGGUCUCAUGCCUCUAAACUUCAAAUUUGUUUCAUUUUCAGCUUUGGGCUUGACUUAUUUUUUGGAAGAUGCAUGAUCAGUUGGUUCUUGGGAAGUACUAUAAAUUCUUCACUAGUCUUAAAAAAAUCAGUUUUAGGGAUAAAUUUGAUGCCUUUGUUGAUGAGGCUACUUGGGAUAGUCUAGACUCUAGAUAGUUGAUGUAUGCAAGUCACUCGAGAUAUGAUGCAAUUUUAUGUUAGCUUCUCACUCUUCCUGCAUGGUGAUUGACUUGUUGGUUUUCAUAGAUUCUUUAACAGUGGAUUGAAUGUGUUC